AUGUCAGGCAUCUUCUGCAAUGCAAUUUUGGCACCUUCUCGGCCAGCCUUUGCAGGGCCUCUCAUCGCCUCAGCUUUGUGGCUUCCCUCGGGCUUCGUCGUGUUCUACACCUUCAUCACCGUACUUGCCGUUGCCCUUAGCUGCGUGGCUCAACUCGGAACUCCUGGAGUGGCAUUGGACCCACCAUCACCACUGCAACUGCAGCAGCGGCAGCCGCUACCACCACCACCACUAGCAGUAGCAGUAGCAGUAGCUCGGCCCCCAGCAGUAGCGCCAGUUGUGUCCUCCGCAACGGCGGCCGUUCACACCACGGCAGCAGCUGCAAAUGGGGCCGGGGGCGAUGUCACGGCCAGGCCGGCGGCGACAGCGACCGGGUCGGGCCAUUGCGAUUACGUGGGCGGUCUGGUGCUGCGGCGGGUGGUCAUCCGGUUACCGAUGGAGCUGGCGGAGGCGGCGGAGGCGGCGGCAGGGGGGCCGGCGGCGGCGAUUGGCGGCGGCAGCGGCGGCGGCGGCGGUCAGGGGGUUUGUUCCGGUGAGGGGUCGCUGUCGCGGCACUCGUCUUGCGGCGGCUGGAUGGAUGCGCUUCGGAUGGAGCUCCAGAAGAGGCACUCCGACUGGCACCUGGUGAAUGUGGCGAUGAGGCAGCUGCAUCACCUCCAGGACCAACCCCAACCCCAAGACCACGAUGGUGUCAAUCACCACCAACAUUACCACUAUCAACACCACUAUCAACACCACCCCUAUCAACACUAUCAACACCAGCAGCACCAGCACCAGCAGCUCGGUGCCGCCGCACACACACGUAAUGAUGUUAUACGUCGUCAGUAG
Volvox carteri f. nagariensis is the source of this 828-nucleotide messenger RNA. RefSeq lists its product as uncharacterized. The record is from RefSeq and is a predicted model, not a curated record. Lineage: Eukaryota; Viridiplantae; Chlorophyta; Chlorophyceae; Chlamydomonadales; Volvocaceae. The transcript is spliced from 8 exons. Bases 1 to 828 code for a protein of 275 amino acids.